AUGGCCUCUACCUUCGAUGUUUCGGCAGCCCGCUCUCGUUUCCCUGCAUUGCAACAGGAGCAAGUCUAUAUGGACAACGCUGGUGGAAGUCAGGUUCUCGAUACUGUGGCCGACUCCAUCCGUGCUUACCUGCUGAACACAAAUGUCCAGCUCGGAGCUAGCUAUAAAGUCUCUCGGAUUUCGACUAAUGCAUACGAUAAUGCAUACAAAGUGGCUGCUGGGUUCACCAACGCUGCGCCCGAGGAGAUCAGCAUCGGUGUCUCAACCACGCAGCUCCUGCACAACCUCUCUACGGCGCUUCAAUUCCAACCUGGUGAUGAACUAGUUAUAUCCAAACUCAACCACGAGGCCAAUACCUCCCCGUGGGUCCAUAUAGCAGAGAGGUUGGGCUUGACUGUAAAGUGGUGGGCUGCUUCCGACCCAAAGAAUCCAGUGUGUGAUUCAGCCGAGUUGAAGUCCCUGCUCUCCGAUAAGACCAGACUCGUAGCAUGUCCACAUGCUUCCAAUAUCACUGGGACUAUCAGUCCCAUCCGUGAGAUUGCAGACGUUGUCCAUGCUCAUCCUCACGCACUCCUGUGUGUGGAUGGAGUCGCCCUCGCACCGCAUCGCCAGGUCGACGUGAAAGCGUUAGACGUGGAUUUCUACGUAUUCUCCUGGUACAAAGUAUAUGGACCACACCUGGCGCAACUAUAUGCCUCAUCACGGGUUCACGACCAGAUCCAGUCACUGGGUCAUUUCUUCAAGCCUACUGAUACACUAGACCUGAAGCUCAAUCUGGCAUCGGCUAAUUAUGAGCUUACACAGAGUAUUCCCCAGAUUGUGGAGUACUUUGGUUCCGAGCCUAGCACGACCUGGGCCCAGAUGGCCGAGCACGAGGAACAGCUGCAACAGAUUCUACUAGAAUAUCUGGCUUCUAAUAGCCGGAUUGAUGUUAUCGGUGAACCCUCGGCCAGCAAGGAGCUUCGCGUGCCGGUUAUUAGCUUCGUUGUGCAGGGAGUGGGUAGUCAGCGCGUUGUGGAGGAAGUUGAGCGUCGAUCGGCCUUUGGGUUCCGCAGUGGUCAUAUGUACAGCCACCGGCUACUGGCCGACGUGUGCGGAUUGGACGAUGUGGAGGACGGGGUGGUGCGGGUCAGCUUCCUGCACUAUAACACCGUGGCCGAAGUACGGGGGCUGGUAGAGGUAUUGCGAGAGGUGCUUGCAUCGUUGUAG
This is a messenger RNA of Penicillium robsamsonii, 1209 nucleotides long. Its product is annotated as putative aminotransferase. The record is from RefSeq and is a predicted model, not a curated record. The transcript is spliced from 7 exons. Lineage: Eukaryota; Fungi; Ascomycota; Eurotiomycetes; Eurotiales; Aspergillaceae. The coding region runs from base 1 to 1209 and encodes 402 amino acids.